UGCUCAUUCCCCGUGACACACGCACGUAAUUGCACUUGAUCUUAUUCCGAUAUAUGUGACCUUAUGCUAUGUUCAGUGGUGAAGACCGAAGUCCGCCGAGGUAAAGCUUCAACGAAAUUACUGUGCAGUGAUGACGCGCUACCGUAAUGGCGAAUUUCGGCUGCCCAGUUUUACUAUCCGAUAACUCAGUUGAGACGGUAACGUGUGAACAUCGCUCACCCCCACGCUCCACAGCAAAGACAUGUCGGGAGAUGUUCGCGCGGCCCUGCUUUGCGUCUGCGCCAACUUCUUGCUCAACCACGUGAUCCAAUGUUCCGAAGGUCGGUCGCUUGUCGUUGACCACACGCGCGCGAUAUUCCUGAAAGACGGUCAGCCGUUUCGCUUCGUGGCGGGCGAAAUGCACUACUUUAGGGUUCCGAAGGCAUACUGGAAGGACCGACUCUACAAGAUCAAGAUGGCCGGCCUCAACACGGUCGCCUUCUACAUCGAGUGGAGCGGACACGAGCCGGAGCCGGGAGUGCACAACUUCAUCGACGAAUACGAUCUGGACGCCUUCCUGAAGGAGAUCAAGGACCAAGGCCUCCUGGCCAUAGCCCGCCCGGGCCCGUACAUCUGCGGGGAGCGGGACAACGGAGGAUUCCCGUACUGGUUGCUCAGAGAUCAACCCAAGAUGAUAUAUCGAAGCAUGGAUAAGCACUUCAUAGCGGCAGUGGACCGGUGGUUCGCCAAGCUCCUGCCCAUGCUGGUACCACACCUCUACCGAAACGGCGGCCCGAUCUUCGCCGUGCAAGUCGAGAAUGAGUACGGCCACUACGGCAAGUGCGACCUAGCCUACAUGGAACACCUGCUGACCGUCAUGGAGUCUCAUAUGGGCAAGGACGUCGUGUACUACCGCACCGACUUUCCGUUCGCGUCUUUCUACGCUUGCGACAAGGUGCGCGACAUACUCGUCGCCGGUAACGUCCCGUCGAGCUACAAUGUGGCCGCCGUGUUCGGUCUCAUGAAAGGCACAAAUCCAAAGCCGGCCCCCAUGGUCGUCAUCGAGUACUACACGGGUUGGAUGGACUAUUGGGGUUAUGCGCACAACACCAAGAAAAAGGAAGCCGUCCUCGACCCUUUCAAGGUCAUGAUGACCCACAACGCAUCCGUGACCUUCUACAUGUUCGUAGGUGGCACCAAUUUCGGGUUCAAGUCGGCGAAAGGCAAUACUUACCCCCUCACGACCAGCUACGACUACGGAGCACCAGUCACUGAGGGCGGCGACAUGAGGUCCAUCUACUACGACAUACGGAACCUGACGACCAACUACCUGGGUAACGUGCCCAGUGGGGACAUGCCCCAAAACCAGACCAAGCUCAACCUGGGCGCCAUUCGCCUCGACGAACAUAUUUCUCUAGAAGAAGUGAUGGACCACUUCCGCAGCAAGCAGUGGCUCGAACAAAAGCAGUCAGUCGACCUCUUGACGUUCGAGGCGAUGAGACACGACUAUGGCUUCCUGAUUUAUAGGACUACAGUCAAUGUGUUCACCCUGGGUACAGCACCUCUUUAUCUGCCAUGGCUAAAAGACCGGGCUUACGUUCGCGCCGGAGGCAAACAAUUCGUCUUUUACAAUCAUGCCGUCAGUUUUGGAACUGUGAAGUUAUUGGACACGAUUCCUGUGAAAAAAGGAGACAACCUAUCCAUUCUCGUGGAGAACAUGGGAAGGGAGUGCUAUGGCGUCAUAAACCACGACAUGAAGGGGCUCACCUACGCCUACCUGAGCGGAAUCGUACUUAAGAACUGGACUAUUGAGGCAGUUCCCAUCAACAAGAACCGAGACAUCAGCGAGAUCCUACGAAUAGUCAGAAGACAGGGAAACGGAAGCGUUCCCGGUUUCUUCCACGGGACGUUCACCCUGAAAGAAGGGCAGAAUCCUGCCGACACGUUCCUGAACCCGUCAGGAUGGAUCAAGGGCUUUGCCUUCAUCAAUGGUUUCAACCUAGGCCGUUAUUGGCCUCCUACAGGACCACAGGUCACGCUCUACGUGCCGGCCCCGUACAUGAGACCGCACCCAGAAGAGAACCGGCUGCUACUGUUCGAGACGGAAGGAGCGCCUGUGAACCGCACCGUCAUGCUGGUCGACAAACCCUUGCUGGACGUCGACAUCGCGCGCCCGAGGCCCUAAAGGCGACUUUCGGUUCAUGCGACAAACUGCGUUAUCUUUCUUAUCUCUUAUUUAUUGGUGUUGAACAAAGGUUGCUGCGCCAGAAGUCAUCGUAGCAUUUGGCCAGCAGACGUUGA
Messenger RNA from Dermacentor andersoni, 2280 nucleotides. Its product is annotated as beta-galactosidase-like. Gene Ontology annotation, biological process: carbohydrate metabolic process. Gene Ontology annotation, molecular function: beta-galactosidase activity. Lineage: Eukaryota; Metazoa; Arthropoda; Arachnida; Ixodida; Ixodidae. The record is from RefSeq and is a predicted model, not a curated record.